UGGGCAACAAAUUUUUCUCAAACAGUGCAAGCUCUUUGAAGCCGAUGACGUUAACGACAACAGAUUUGUAGUUUCAACUUGACGUGGCACGUGUUUGUUAAUUCUUGGCUUUAAUGCUGCACAAGUGUUAAAGAAUAAGUACUGUGUAACAGUAUUUACGGAAUACGAGUUCGAUUUUAAUAUAUCAUUACAAUCAUGGGACUGACAAUAUCAAGUGUUUUGACAAGACUCUUUGGGAAGAAGCAGAUGAGAAUUUUGAUGGUCGGACUUGAUGCCGCAGGAAAAACAACGAUAUUGUACAAGUUAAAGCUUGGUGAAAUCGUCACUACCAUUCCAACUAUUGGUUUCAAUGUAGAAACGGUGGAAUACAAGAACAUAUGCUUCACUGUGUGGGAUGUAGGUGGUCAAGAUAAGAUAAGACCACUGUGGCGCCAUUAUUUCCAAAAUACUCAGGGCUUAAUUUUUGUCGUUGACUCCAAUGACAGAGAAAGAAUUGGUGAAGCAGAAAAGGAACUACAGAAUAUGCUGCAAGAAGAUGAAUUACGAGAUGCUGUCCUACUUGUUUUCGCAAACAAACAAGAUCUGCCAAAUGCUAUGAGUGCAGCGGAACUCACUGAUAAGCUUGGGCUGAAUCAACUUCGAAACAGACAUUGGUACAUACAAGCUACGUGUGCUACGCAAGGUCAAGGCUUAUAUGAGGGCUUGGACUGGCUUUCAAAUGAACUAGCCAAAAAGUGAAGACUGUGCAUUCCGUGUGUGGCAGUGUUGUGGAGUUAAGACUGUGACUCUUCUGAACUAUAAUUCCUGAGCUGUAUUACACUUAAUUUAUAUUUGUCUCUUAUUGAAACUUGUUGUUCAUUAUAUCUCUUGCUGUUAA
Messenger RNA from Schistocerca piceifrons (Central American locust), 877 nucleotides. RefSeq names its product ADP-ribosylation factor 2 (gene Arf102F). Gene Ontology annotation, cellular component: plasma membrane; cytoplasm. Gene Ontology annotation, biological process: vesicle-mediated transport; intracellular protein transport. Lineage: Eukaryota; Metazoa; Arthropoda; Insecta; Orthoptera; Acrididae. The record is from RefSeq and is a predicted model, not a curated record. Bases 196 to 738 code for a protein of 180 amino acids. The transcript is spliced from 5 exons. Gene Ontology annotation, molecular function: GTPase activity; GTP binding.